UUGUGCACGGCGAGGAACUAGACGGUUCGGCGGAGGGAUCCUCAUUUAAUCGCCGUUCUGAGGCUUCCGCGGAGCAAAAAAUGUCUGCUCAGGGAAACUCAUAACACACAGAUACAGAGGAUAUCUGUGCGUUUAUCGCGAUUUUAUCACUGUAUGGUUUAAUGUGGAGUCCUUUUGCACCGAACCCCAGCUUCUACUCCUGCGGAUGAACCCCAGUGGAGCUCUGCUCGGAUAAAAGGUACAACGUCCAGUAGUUUAACUAAGAUUUCGAAGAGUGAGAGAACUUGGGAGUUAAGAAGGAUGAGACAGGACACUGAGGCGCUGGAACUUCUCUCUCAAACUCUGUAUUAAUUUACCUCAGCUAAAGGGAACUUGUGGAUGAAGGAGUGAUGAUAAGUAACGUGUUGUGAGUGAGAGCCUCGCCUUACCAGCCUGAACACCACCGUGCAUCACCCUGCUCCACCCUCAUCCCUUCAUCUCUCAAUCUGUGUUGACGUUCAGCAGAUAAUGUAAAGGAAAGCCAUCACAUCUGCAUCCUCGGCUCGUCUCAGGAGUGAACGGUUUAGAGGCUGCUCGGAGCCUCUUGCCUCCGAGUCAGAGCUUCUGAUUGUUCAUCCGCUUGAUGAAGCAGCAUCUCACACGAACGCGCACAUCCCUCUACUGUGUGUGUGUGUGUGUGUGUGUGUGUGUGUGUGUGUGUGUGUGUGUGUGUGUGUGUGUGUGUGUGUGUGUGUGUGUGUGUGCGCGCGCGCGCGUGCACACCCCUCCAUCGCCUGCGUGAUGCCGAAACGAUCAGUAGUGCGGGGGUCGAACGGGACCACCAGUGUGAUAAACAGUCAAGGUUUAUCAAACGAUCUGGAAGUCGACACUUGAUCGUCUACAUAUUUGUUGAAACGCUUCCGUGCGUCAUCACAUGGAGAAGUGAUGACUCGGUCUGGUCUCUCUAGAUCUCUCUAGAUCUUCUAGAUCUCCAGGAUGGAUCCCCCGCAGCGGAGCGCCGCUGUUGGAACCGAUAAGGAAUUAAGUGAUCUGCUGGACUUCAGUGCGAUGUUCUCUCCACCUGUCAGCGGGGGGAGGAACAGACGCACCAGCCUAGGCAGCAGUCGGUUCACUGCAGCAGGUAUGGACGAGGGGGGCACCCCCACCUGGACCCCCAGGGGCCCGGCCAGCCCUGAGAACCAGCCCCCCAGGGUGAGACAGCCUGUGGAGGCACACCACAACGCAUCGCAACACUACACAACACAACACAACACAACGCAUCGCAACACAACGCAUCGCAACACUACACAACGCAUCGUAACACAACGCAACGCAACACAUCGCAGCACAACGCCAACGGUUAAAGAGCUGACAAUGUGGCCCGUUGUGGGCGGGGCCAGCCCGCUCCCCGCCUGCAUGCACACGCCCCCGCCCCCACCCGCCCACCACGUCCCCCGCACCACCACGUCACGCCGCGCCACGCGGGCUGACGGCUGGCUUCCUCUACACAUCUUCCUCCUCGGCUCUGGCGUCCCCCUCCCCUCGGCCGCCCUCAUCGAGAUGAACGGAGGCGGCGUCGCGGCCCGGCGGGCUUCACCGGGGGUUCUCAUUACGGCGAUCAGCUGA
This is a messenger RNA of Gadus macrocephalus (Pacific cod), 1605 nucleotides long. Its product is annotated as transcription factor 12-like. The record is from RefSeq and is a predicted model, not a curated record. The transcript has 6 exons. The coding region runs from base 976 to 1605 and encodes 209 amino acids. NCBI's taxonomy places the organism in Eukaryota, Metazoa, Chordata, Actinopteri, Gadiformes, Gadidae.